GAGAGAGAAGCGGAAUGGCGCCCCCUGGCGCGGUGCAGGGGAGCAUACACCGAUUCCUUUGUGCUCUCAGCUGGUCCUUCCUGGUUCUCUGAAUGGAGAAACUCCAAGACUGCACACUCAUUCUCCAGCCUGAAACUGAUGGGGACAGGGAAGGGACAGGGAAGGGACAGGGAGAGAGGCCUGGUGGUGAGGAUAAUGGGGUGUCAGUUGAGGAAGCUAAGCUGGGGCUUCUCCUAUGGCAAAUCUGCUACCCUCAGGGUCCGAUCUGGAAGCUGAUCCAGAACCGUAUUCACUUGUACCAAUUUCUCCUUCUGAAGAUGGCCAUCUUUCAGCACUGGGUGUCGGGACUAGCCCAGGAAGCCCGGGGUUCUGGCAGUGACCAGGCCUGCCUACUUCCAGAAGUCAUCAUAACCUAUGCUCUGGGCUUGGUCCUUCGAGCUGGACUGGCAUUGCUGUGGGUCCCUAUGUGGCUGCUGCUCUGGGGACCCAGGUUGUCAUACAGAGUCGGACUGUGCUGCACCCACACUAUGAAGCUGGCCCUGGGGCACCUCUGUGCCUGGGAACCUCCGGGUCUGUCUCCAGCCACCUUCAGGGACCUGUUUCUAUCCUGCCUGCAUCGCCUGAUGCUGGUGGCCUUGCUGGUACUGCUGCUAACCUGGAAGCUGUUGCAGAAAGCCCAUCACUCCAGUCUGGGCUGGCUGCACAGCCAGAGUUCUAUGCUCCUGGAAGCCCUGGCUUUGCUGAGACGCCUCUACCUGUGGGUGGAGCACAGGACCACACUCACUUCCUGGAACCUGGCCUAUCUUGUCACUUGGACUACCUGUCUCGCUUCCCACCUGCUUCAAGCUGCCUUUGAGCACACAGCCCAACUGGCCCAGGCCCAGGAGGUCUCAUUCGAGGAGACCUCAGAGCCCUCAUCUCAGUUCUUAAUUCCAGAAUCCUCCACCACCGAGUCUGGACCCCUCCCUUCCCAGCCUGAAACCCCCGGAGAAUAAAUGUGUCCCCCACCUGCC
Molecule: messenger RNA, 1013 nt
Organism: Rattus norvegicus (Norway rat)
Lineage: Eukaryota; Metazoa; Chordata; Mammalia; Rodentia; Muridae
Source: RefSeq, a predicted model, not a curated record